This is a messenger RNA of Anolis carolinensis (green anole), 2962 nucleotides long. Its product is annotated as protein-glutamine gamma-glutamyltransferase 2. Bases 110 to 2185 code for a protein of 691 amino acids. The record is from RefSeq and is a predicted model, not a curated record. Gene Ontology annotation, biological process: peptide cross-linking. Gene Ontology annotation, molecular function: protein-glutamine gamma-glutamyltransferase activity. Lineage: Eukaryota; Metazoa; Chordata; Lepidosauria; Squamata; Anolidae. The transcript is spliced from 13 exons. Gene Ontology annotation, cellular component: mitochondrion.
UAUAUAUGUGUGUGUUUGGAAGUAAGUUUGGUAGCAUUGGGCUGUCAGCAGAAGCCAAAGAAGGCCAAGCAGAACAGAAAGGACUUGGAUCAACCCGUUGAACAACAGGAUGUCUACAGCACUGCUCUUGGAGAAGUGGGACCUGCAAUGUAAGCGCAACAACAAGGACCACAGGACCUCUGAUACUGGUUCCCAGCGUCUCCUUGUGCGCCGGGGCCAGUCCUUCCUUGUGACGCUGCACUUCUCCGGGAGGACCUUCAAGAAAGAGGUGGACAAGCUCACCUUCCACGUUAAGACAGGUCCUCGCCCCAUUCAGACAUCUGGGACCAGUUCUUCCUUCCCUCUCUCCUCCUCUCUGAAAAAGGCCAAAUGGAGCUCCGCUGUGGAAGGCCAGGAUGGGUCCUCCAUGACCAUAUUAAUCUUCCCUCCUCCGGAUGCCAGGAUUGGACGCUACCGCCUGACCCUGGAGGUCUCCACUGAAGGGCAAGGGUCCAGCUGCGACCUGGGAGAGUUCAUCCUGUUCUUCAAUCCAUGGUCCAAAGAUGACACGGUCUACAUGGAAAGCGAAGAGGCUCGCGUUGAAUAUGUCCUGACCCAACAUGGACAGAUCUACCAAGGAUCCAAGGACUUUUUCCUUGGCAUCCCUUGGAUCUUCGGGCAGUUUGAAGAAGGGAUUGUGGACAUCUGCCUGCAGCUGCUGGACACCAACCCCAAAUUCCUCCUCAACCAGGACAAGGACUGCUCCCGCCGCAACAGCCCCGUCUACGUCAGCCGAGUGGUCAGCGCCAUGGUGAAUUGCAAUGAUGACAAUGGCAUCCUCUAUGGACGAUGGGACAACCAGUACGAGGAUGGCAUGAGUCCCUUAUCCUGGAAUGGAAGUGUGGACAUCCUUCGGAGGUGGGAGAAGUUCGGGUGCCAACCGGUCCGUUAUGGGCAGUGCUGGGUCUUUGCCGCUGUGGCUUGCACAGUGCUCCGGUGCCUGGGCAUCCCCACCCGCGUGGUCACCAACUUCGAGUCUGCCCACGACACCAACAGCAACUUGAUCAUAGAGCGAUACAUGGACCAAAAUGGGAAGAGGCAGCCGGGCAGCCGGGACUCCAUCUGGAAUUAUCACUGCUGGGUCGAAUCUUGGAUGGGACGUCCAGAUCUUGCAGCAGGGUAUGAUGGGUGGCAGGCUUUGGACCCAACUCCCCAGGAGAAAAGCGAAGGUGUUUUCUGCUGCGGACCAGCACCCGUCAAAGCCAUCAAAGAGGGAGACCUUCAUGUCAAGUAUGACGUCCCCUUUGUCUUCGCUGAGGUCAAUGCUGAUGUGGUGAAUUUUGUGCUCCAGGAUGAUAUGUCCUGGAAGAAGACCACCUACACCAGCCUGGUGGGCAUGAAGAUCAGCACCAAGAGUGUGGGCAGUGACACCAGGGAGGACAUCACCCAUCACUACAAGUACCCCGAAGGAUCGAGGGAAGAGCGAGCCGUCUUUGCAAAGGCCCUGCACCGCAAAGACCCAGCACCAGCGAAGGGAGGACUGAAGGUCAGGAUCAAAGCCUCCGAGGGCAUCAACAAUGGCUGUGACUUCAAAGUCUUCGCUGUCCUCGUCAACAACACGGCAGAGGAGCACCGGUGCCGCCUGAGGUUUGGCACUCAUGUCAUCAGCUACAAUGGGGCGCUGGGUCCCGAAAUCAGUUUCAAAGACCUGCGUAACAUCACGCUGGAGCCAUAUGCCAAGCGGACUGUCCCUUUGCGCAUCCUCUAUGAGAAGUACGGACACUGCUUGACUCAGGACAACAUGAUCAAGGUGACGGCUCUCCUCACUGACCUCGGCACCCAGGAGGUGGUCCUCGGCAUCCGGAGCAUCUACAUCAAGAACCCGGAUAUCAAAAUCAGGGUCCUGGGGGAGCCGAUGCAGAAGCGGAAGCUGGUGGCCGAACUGACGCUGACCAACCCACUGCCCACCCCUCUGACCGGCUGCGUCUUCACCGUGGAAGGGGCCGGACUCACGGAUGGACAGAAGGUCCAGGAGAUUGAGUCUCCCAUCGGUCCGGGCGAAGAAGCCAAAGUGAGGGUGGACUUUGUUCCCCGACGGUCUGGUUUGAGGAAAUUGGUGGUGGACUUCGAAAGUGACAAGCUGAAAGGGGUGAAGGGCUACCAGGACGUCAUCAUCGCUCCACCACCCAAGUGGAGCAGGCCAUAAAAAGAAGAGGGUGCCUUCUGUGUUUGUCUUGCCAAGAUCCUUUGCAAUGUGUCUCCUGUUUAGCAAGAGGGACAAAAAUCCCAGGACCGAAGGAGACCCAGACGUGGACACUUGAAAUCCAACCCAACAUUGCAAAUAUGCUUCUUUCCCCCAUGUUUAUUACCCAGAUAUGGAAACUGUUGGUUCAAUUUGUUUUUCAUAAAAUGCAGCUUAGAAUGGAUGCUGCCAUUGUGGUCUGAGCGUAAAAAGUGCUUCUGGAGGCCCUGCUUGACUUUAGAGAGAGGAACCCUCUCUUCUUGCCACCAAACACUCAAUAGGUCAACAAAGACACACAAGCAUCUCAUAGAAUUAUAGAGUUGGAAGAGACCUCAUAGGCCAUCCAGUCCAACCCCAUUCUGCCGAGAAGCAGGAAUAUUGAAUUCAAAGCACCCCUUGAAGGGACCAUAAGCCAAAAAAAUAGUAAACUAUUUCCUAUGUAGCUUUGCCUGUGCAUAUGCCCUUCCCUUCCUGUGAGCUGGUGUCUUUCUCCAGGAAGUUCCAAAGAGAGAAGAAAGCUCAGAGUAAAUAAGUCAGGUCAUUGGUAUCACUUGUGCCAAGUAGGUGUGGAAGGUGAGGAAGAGCCUCAGCCAUUGGUCAAUUUUAGAUAAGCCAGAGGUAUAUAAUCUUUGUUUGCUACGCACAUGUUGUGACGGCCAUUUGCAUGGUACAGACCCACUAAAGUGGCUGUUUUGCCUUAUCAUCAGCUGUGAUAACAAUAAAAGGCUUGUUUUAUUGCUC